GAAGAUGAUCCGAGGGCUGGAGCACGUCUCUUAGGAAGACGGGCUGAGGAAGUUGGGGCUGUUCAGCCUGGAGAAGAGAAGGCUCCAGAGAGACCUUUUAGCGAGUUCCCGGUAUCUGGAAGCGGCUUAGGGUGUUCUGCACAAAAAAGUGAUACAGUGUCUUUCUGAGUUCCAUCUUGCCCAGGACUGGUUUCCUCUCUGCUCUCACCAUGGCUACAUCACUUAGAACUGCAUGGUCCAGGUGUAAGCAGGCCCUACUGCAGAAUGGAGCUGUGUAUCCUGCUUGCCAUAAAUCUACAUACUCUGUUCUUCCUGAAGACUACAAUUGCAAAGUGGAACUUGCAUUGACAUCAGAUCUGAAGACAAUUGUCUGCUACCACCCUUCGCUUGAGAUUCCAUAUGAGCAUACAAAGCCCAUACCACGGCCAGAUCCAGUGAAUAAUAAAGAAGAAACCCUAGAUCAAGUUUUGAAAUCCAGACUGAAUGAAAAAGAGCUAAAGAACAGUGGUCCUACAACUGAAGAGCUCAGCAAAAUGUUUUACACAACAAAACAUCGCUGGUAUCCUGUGGGACAGUAUCAUAGAAGACGCAGGAAUCCUAAUCCUCCUAAAGACAGAUAAUUAAAAUGCCUUCUUGUGCAUCAACAUUGUGCUAUUAAUCUUUAUUGGAAAUAAAAAGCAGAUAAAAUAUGUUUGGCAAUUUUAUGUGAGUGUUAUAACUAGAACAUGGUUAACUAAGUUUUACUUACCUUCUGCUUCAGCUAGUUGACAGCAGAACAACAAAACUGCAGUACUUACUUUAACAAGGAUCCAGUGAAGGCUAUUGUGCGUGCACGGGCAGUGAGUGUGCUUGUCUUAGAAGAGGUGCUGGAGGGCUCCUGUUAAACUGACACACCUCCUGUUAGAGGCUUGUCCUUGGCAAAGGGAAUACAUAGAAGUAGUAUGUUAAAAUGGAAAGUCUAGAACUCAACACACUCUAAAGCUAAAGAAACCUGGCUUGAUUCUGCUUUGUAUUUUUAGCAUUUUGCAGUGCUUAAAUGUUUCUGCUACAAAAAUAUUCUAUGUUAUCUAGCAUUUUUCUUUUUUUCCUCACAAAGAGAUUUGUGACUCCAGUCUAUAGUUUUAAGCGUCAGGCUUCUGAUAAAAAGGGCUAGCUUGGAACAUUGUGCCUCUUCAGAGAUCCCAGUGACUUAUUUAAGUAAUCUUAGCAAAGCCUAAUAAAUAAUCAGAGAGUAAUUAUCCCAUAUAUGGCAUGUAUUUUGAUUGUAUUUCUAUUCCAAAGCAACGUGGCUAAGCUGGGAAGGUUCUUGCUUUUUCUGUUAGUCUAGUGUAAUUUUGCCAGCAUUUUGCCAGCCUGUGUUAUCUAUGGAUUUUGCUAGCAGUUGAGUACCAUAUACAAUCUUUAAUCCCAAUCAUUGUUAGGUUAAAGAAUACCUGCUUUUCUAAAGUUAUUACUAAAUAACUUUUUUUUCCCUUGCAUUUCCUUCAAUUGUGAAAAAUGCCAUGUUGGAUGCGUAUAAAAAGACUGCCUUUAAAUACUUGUGUAAAACUUCACGUAAAGUCUAAGUAUUUAUCUUGGUGUGAUUUUUAAGAAUGUAUUUUUAAAUCUGAAUGCCAGUUAACUGAUAAUGGUUUAUCAUGGCAGAGCAUUAAAUUGUUUUGCUUAUCAUCUGUUACGCUUGUCAGAUAUCCGAGUCCAUGCUUGAGCCUACAUCAGCCAACUGGGUUUUGGCUUCAAAUUCUAUGAUGUGUUGUUUGCAUGAUAACAGACGUUAUCAUGAAGGAAUGUCUGUUGUGUCUAUGAGAAGGAUUGCUGCUUACUCUGCAAGCUCAAUCACAAAAUGCAUUUUUUUUCUGCCUAGAAUGUAACCUUAAAAUAGCUUCUAGUCAUUUUUAGUAUGACAAAUUGUAGUAUUUUCGUCAAUUCAUGGUGCCUGGUACUGGUGCUAGUUUGUAAGUGAGGAGCUAACAUCUCACGUGUAGUGUUUUGUUAUGUUCCACUGAACAAAAUUGAGCCCCCUUUAUUUUUGGAAAGCUGAGAGCUUAUUUGGCACUGACUUUACUCCUGUGUAAUAAAAGAUACCCUUGGUUUAA
Molecule: messenger RNA, 2093 nt
Organism: Apus apus (common swift)
Lineage: Eukaryota; Metazoa; Chordata; Aves; Apodiformes; Apodidae
Gene: MRPL42
Product: mitochondrial ribosomal protein L42
Exons: 6
Coding region: 210-620 (136 amino acids)
Cellular component (GO): mitochondrial large ribosomal subunit
Source: RefSeq, a predicted model, not a curated record